Molecule: messenger RNA, 3018 nt
Organism: Microstroma glucosiphilum
Lineage: Eukaryota; Fungi; Basidiomycota; Exobasidiomycetes; Microstromatales; Microstromataceae
Product: putative SEC24-COPII coated vesicle component
Exons: 5
Coding region: 82-3018 (978 amino acids)
Biological process (GO): endoplasmic reticulum to Golgi vesicle-mediated transport; intracellular protein transport; COPII-coated vesicle cargo loading
Cellular component (GO): endoplasmic reticulum exit site; COPII vesicle coat
Molecular function (GO): zinc ion binding; SNARE binding
Source: RefSeq, a predicted model, not a curated record
GUCUGUUCAGGAUUUCCUUGCGACCUCUCAAGUGCACUCUUCGCCCUACUAUAGCAGCACCGUCCCUCGCAUUAUCUGACAAUGGCGCAACAGACUCCCGUCCUCCCUCCUGGCUGGACAGCCCAGUGGGAUCCACAAGCGGGUCGUACGGUCUACGUCGAGGCUUCCACCGGUCGCUCAAGCUGGCAGCCACCUGCUCCUCCCGGAGGCCGUCCAACCCACCCCCAAGGCGCAGCCAGGAUGUCCAUGCCACCCAUGCAAGGGCCACCUGGCAUGAGGCCCCCUAUGGAUUCCCCCGGAUUCACGGGCGGUGACAGCUCUGCCUCUCCAGCCCUUUCUCCCGCAGCGCCGGGCAUCCAGACUUCGAAGAGGAGAGCCUACCCAACUGCUCAUCUCGCCUCCAACAGUGUCAGCUACAGCGGCGGCUUCGAUCCUGGAGCCCAGCAGGCAGGUGGAGGAUACGGUGGCCCUGGUAAUGUAGCGUCCCCCAUGGCUCCUAUCGCCGAGACGCAAGGGCAGUACUUUACUCCUGGUGCCCCCGAGAUGACUGCUCCCGUUGGCUACCAAGGAGGCCAGGCACCUGGAGCUCCUUACGGCAAUGGUCAGGCAGGCGCCGGAUAUCAGGCUGGAGCAGGCGCAGGAGGGAUGGGAGGACUUGCCAACCAGUUCGCCAACAUGGGAGUGGGCGCCGGCAUGGGCAAAGGGAACCCGCUCUACACCGUCAACCUCACUACGAUGCAGCCAAAUGUCAAUGACAUUGAGAAGGCGCCUCCAACAAUUCAGCUGCCUGCCAAUGCAUGCGUCAGUCAACACCCGAAAGCGAAUGCAGACCCUUCGUACCAGCGGUGCACCAUGAAUGCUGUGCCGACGACCUCAUCCCUCUUGAACAAGUCAAAGUUGCCCCUAGGUAUCGUGUUGUCCCCUCAUCGCAGUGUGCGGGAGCAAGAUGGAGACGAGCCGGUCCCGGUAGUUUCGGACUCUGUGAUUGCAAGGUGUAGGCGAUGCCGAACGUACAUCAAUCCCUACGUCCAAUUCAUCGAGGGAGGCAACAGAUGGAAGUGCUGCAUGUGCAACAUUGCAAAUGAGGUACCGCAACUCUUCGACUGGGAUCAGGAAAAGAAUCAGCCAGCAGAUCGUUGGCAGAGGCCUGAGCUCAACCACGCCGUUGUGGAGUUCAUUGCCCCUCGAGAGUACAUGGUGCGACCUCCUCAGCCUCCUAUCUACAUCUUCCUCAUCGACGUCAGCCACCAGGCCAUGCAGAGUGGCAUGGUCGCGACUGCUGCUCGUACCAUUCUGGACACCCUGCCUCGUCUCCCAAACGAGAAUGACCGAACCAAAGUCAGCAUCGUUGCAGUGGACACCAGCUUGCACUUCUUCUGCCUCCCUCCUGGAGGCACCGAGCCCGAGAUGCUCGUCGUCAGCGAUCUCGAGGACGUUUAUCUCCCCAAGCCCAACGACAUUCUUGUCAACCUCACUGAAUGCCGAGCUGGUAUCGAAACGCUCCUCACCAGGAUCAGUGACAUGUUCAAGGACAACUCUGUUGCUGGCUCUGCACUGGGUGCAGGUCUGCAGGCGGCAUACAAGCUUGCCGCGCCUACCGGAGGAAAGAUCAUCACCCUUACAGCAACUCUACCCAGCGUUGGACCCGGCGCGCUCAAGCGGCGAGACGAUCCGAAGCUGCUGGGCACUGCUAAAGAGAGUACUUUGCUCAGUGCUGGAUCUCAAUUCUACAAGACCUUUCCAAUCGACUGCUCACGUUCUCAGGUGUCUGUGGACAUGUUCCUCUUCUCUGCCGCGUACACUGAUGUGGCCACUCUCGCGUGUCUGCCAAGGUAUACCGGUGGUCAGACGUACUUCUACCCGGCCUUCCAUGCUGCACGCUCAGAAGAUGCGGUGAAGCUGUCACACGAGCUCUCCCACGUGCUGUCCUCACCCAUCAGCUACGAAGCUGUGCUACGACUGCGAGCUACAAAGGGUCUCAGGGCCAUUGGCUUCCACGGUAACUUCUUUGUCCGGUCAACGGAUCUCCUCGCACUCCCUGCUGUACCUCUGGAUCAGAGCUACGCCAUUGAGUGUGAGAUCGAAGAGACGAUCACUGCGCCCUUUGUCGUCUUCCAGUCUGUGGUUCUGCACAGUGCCAACAAUGGCGAGCGAAGGAUUCGAGUCUGCAAUUUGGCCCUUCCUACGACGACUAGCAUGUCAGAGGUCUAUGCAAGCGCGGAUCAAGUUGCAAUUGCGACUCUGCUCGCCAACAAGGCGGUGGAGAGGUCUAUGCACGCUCGCUUGGAGGACGCAAGGGACGCUCUGACGAAUAAGCUCGUCGAUGUGCUGACGACGUACAAGAGUACUAUGACUGCAGCAGGUAGCGGUGCCUCUGCCCAGCUGAGCAUUGCCAGCAACAUGGCUCUCCUGCCGCUGCUCAUCCUGUCACUGCUCAAGCACGUCGGUAUUCGCGCCAGCUCCCAGAUCCCUCCCGAUUUGCGGGCCUACGCACAAGCACUCUUGACGACUCUGCCACCUCAACUCCUCGUACCUUAUAUUCACCCAAACUUCUACUGUCUCCACAACAUGCCUGCUGAUGUUGGAAGCAUCCAUGCAGAGUCUGGCGCCUUUGUCAUGCCUCCGAAGCUCAAUCUCACCUCGGAGCGGAUGGAACGUCACGGACUCUACCUCAUCGAGGAUGGCCAGAACAUCUUCCUCUGGGUGGGUCGAGAUGCUGUGCCUCAAUUGACCAUUGACGUCUUUGACGCGGCCAAUUACGCCGCUCUACGAGGCGGCAAGGUGGCUCUGCCGACUCUGGAGAACAGCAUGAACAAGAGGGUGAAUGCAGUCGUGGACCGUAUCAGGACAUCGAGAAGAGGUCCUUAUCGCCCUUCUUUGUACAUUGUCAAGGAGGAUGGAGAGCCUUCAUUGAGGCUGUGGGCCCUGAGCUUGCUGGUGGAAGAUCGAUUCGAGGCGGGACCUUCCUACUCGCAGUUCCUGGGCACCCUCAGGUCAAAGGUCAAUGGUAGCUCUUAA